Messenger RNA from Closterium sp. NIES-67, 437 nucleotides. The record is from the annotation of a GenBank genome assembly. Lineage: Eukaryota; Viridiplantae; Streptophyta; Zygnematophyceae; Desmidiales; Closteriaceae.
UUCCUCCCUGUCCCCGCCGUCUUCGUUGCCAGUUCGUUCGUCUGUCCGCUCGAUCCGUCGUACUGCGCUCCGUCGCCAAGCCGUCGCAUUCCUUAUUCUGGAAUUCGAGGGCGCGGCGGCCACUAAUUGCGGAGACAGCUGGCCCAUUUGAAAAGAACUGACGGACGAAAUGGCGGCGAUUCAGCAGCUGCUGUCAGGCGCCUUGGGAGCUCCGUGCUCGUUACAGUCACAGCUGGCAGGUGAUGCCGUGCCUCUCCGCUCCCACGCGAAGCCUUCGAGAGCAGCGUUGACGCGCUCCGUCUCCUCCCAGCAACAAGGUUCCGCGUCCGCGUCCGCGUCAGCAUCUCUGUCGGCUGCCGCACCGGCUGCAUCAUCGCAUGCGGGCCGCCGUGGGAAGUCGCUUCGUUGCAGAGCGCAGGCAGCGGGCGGAGAGGCAG